Messenger RNA from Necator americanus (New World hookworm), 1149 nucleotides. RefSeq lists its product as uncharacterized. The transcript is spliced from 7 exons. The record is from RefSeq and is a predicted model, not a curated record. Bases 1 to 1149 code for a protein of 382 amino acids. Lineage: Eukaryota; Metazoa; Nematoda; Chromadorea; Rhabditida; Ancylostomatidae.
AUGGCCACACAUCUUCUCGGCCAACCACAACAGCUCACACCGCAGCAGAUCAUGAACGUUUUUCUAUUUUCAAUCGAGGAACAAAGGAUAAAUGCUCACGAAGAUUUCAUGAAAUUGUUCGAUCGUGGUGCUCUAUCAGUAGACGCGGAUAAAGACUCAUUAAAACGACCUCUACCAGCAGCUUUCACACAAUUCGACCCAGCCAGCAAACGUCCGCUGCCGAUCAUACCUCAACAAAUGCAGAACAAUAUGCUCACACAUCAACAAUUAAUGCAGCAAGCGGCUAUUCAAGCAGCGAUGCAAGCACGUACAAUGCCAUCCACAGCGCAAAACUCCUACCUCUCCGCGCCUCCGCAUUUACGAACUCUUGACGGAACCACCCAACAACAGUUACGUACGCUAGACGCAGCGCAACAGUUACGACCUCUCGAUACGACCGCCGCCGCGCAACAAAUGCGACAGAUGGAGAAUCAAGCGGCGGCAGCGGCCGCUGCACAACAAUAUCGAGCGCAUGAUCCAGCCGUAGCGCAACAACUGCAAAGGCAAUUACCGCCACAUAUGCUACAAAAUCAGGCUGCUCUACAGAUGCGAAAUCAACAGAUGACCGUACAAGAAUACCAUAAUCUAUUACGACUUGCACAACCGACUGCAAUUCCACAACGACGGCAGACCAUUCCAGGAAGCGCCAUUAGUCCACAGUUCCAGAUGACCUCCUCAGUGCCUCGUCUUCAACGUCCAGCGGCGACGAUGGCUCCGUCUUUGCCGUCACCGCUACAAUUCUCGCAUCAAAUGGCUCAGCCUCUUUCCUCGCUAGCACCGCCGAUGUCACUCGCCGCCCCGAUUCCAUUGGCACAAUCGAACCUACUGGCACAACAAUUAAUGUCAAACGCUAUGCGUGCCACCGCUCCCACUAUGGUCCCACCAAAUAUCAGCGUGACCGCGGUCAGUCAACCGCAAAACGCAUCAGCGGCGAUGAACGCCCAAGCGCCGCCCACCUCCACAAAUCUGUCAUCAUCCACUGGAGGCAUGGAUGAUGCCGAAUUCCUUGCAUUCCUCGAAAAUGUACGUCAAAUUGAAGCGCAUCUUACGCGUACGUUGGCUGAAAGCAUACAGCGCUCAACGUCGACUGCGCAACAACAAACCCAAUAA